Messenger RNA from Dama dama (fallow deer), 3654 nucleotides. RefSeq names its product gephyrin (gene GPHN). The record is from RefSeq and is a predicted model, not a curated record. Gene Ontology annotation, cellular component: postsynaptic membrane; dendrite; cytoplasm. Gene Ontology annotation, molecular function: molybdopterin molybdotransferase activity. The coding region runs from base 372 to 2786 and encodes 804 amino acids. Gene Ontology annotation, biological process: gamma-aminobutyric acid receptor clustering; establishment of synaptic specificity at neuromuscular junction; molybdenum incorporation into molybdenum-molybdopterin complex. Lineage: Eukaryota; Metazoa; Chordata; Mammalia; Artiodactyla; Cervidae. The transcript has 25 exons.
GACUAGCCGCGCUGGGUCUCGCGCUCCGCAGAGCAGCACGAGUCUCUGCCGCCUCGCUCCUACGCCUCCGCGCGGUCUCCCUGGGCAGCCACCGCGUUCCCCACCCGCAGCCCUUCGCCUGCGACCCGAAGUCGGGGUCCCGCGCCCUGACUCCGCCCCCCAUCCCCCAGCGGACUCGCGCGCUCGGGGCCCGGCCUCUCACUCACGCAGGCCGCGGAGCGCUCGGCGGCCUCCCCCUCCUUCCCUGCUCGGCUCGCGCUCCCCGGGCACUCUCGCUCUCGCGCUCUCCAAAGCGAGCGCGCUCCCGGCCCGCGCGCUCCGGGCUCUGGCUUCUCCCGGCUCCUGUCAGUGCGGUGACUGCGCUGGGAAACAUGGCGACCGAGGGAAUGAUCCUCACUAACCACGACCACCAAAUCCGGGUUGGAGUCCUCACAGUGAGUGAUAGUUGCUUCAGAAAUCUUGCAGAAGAUCGCAGUGGGAUAAAUCUCAAAGAUCUCGUACAAGAUCCUUCUUUGUUGGGUGGGACUAUAUCAGCAUACAAGAUAGUACCAGAUGAAAUAGAAGAAAUCAAGGAAACCCUGAUAGAUUGGUGUGAUGAAAAGGAACUUAAUUUGAUAUUAACAACUGGAGGAACAGGGUUUGCACCACGAGAUGUCACUCCAGAGAAAUUCCCAACAUUCCCAUUUUGUGGGCUCCAGAAAGGGGCCACAAAAGAAGUAAUAGAACGGGAAGCACCAGGGAUGGCCCUGGCAAUGCUGAUGGGAUCACUUAAUGUUACACCUCUGGGCAUGCUCUCUAGGCCUGUAUGUGGAAUCAGAGGGAAAACUCUCAUAAUUAACUUGCCAGGUAGCAAGAAAGGAUCUCAGGAAUGCUUUCAGUUCAUACUACCAGCCCUACCUCAUGCCAUUGACCUUUUACGUGAUGCCAUUGUAAAAGUAAAGGAAGUUCAUGAUGAACUUGAAGAUUUACCUUCCCCGCCACCACCUCUUUCCCCUCCUCCCACAACUAGCCCCCAUAAACAGACAGAAGACAAAGGGGUUCAAUGUGAGGAAGAGGAAGAAGAGAAGAAAGAUAGUGGUGUUGCUUCAACAGAAGAUAGUUCUUCAUCACAUAUAACUGCAGCAGCCAUUGCGGCCAAGAAGCAUCCAUUCUACACCAGUCCUGCUGUUAUCAUGGCACACGGUGAGCAGCCCAUCCCUGGUCUCAUCAGUUAUUCCCAUGAUGCAACAGGCAGUGCAGAGGAACCGAUUCCAGACUCCAUCAUUUCUCGUGGCGUUCAGGUGCUCCCACGAGACACAGCCUCCCUCAGUACUACUCCUUCGGAAUCUCCUCGUGCUCAGGCUACAUCUCGCCUUUCUACAGCUUCCUGCCCGACACCAAAACAAAUUAGACGGCCGGAUGAAAGCAAAGGAGUUGCUAGUAGAGUUGGAUCCCUCAAAGUCCAGUCCAGGUGCAGCAGCAAGGAGAACAUUCUCAGAGCCAGUCACAGUGCUGUCGAUAUCACCAAGGUGGCUAGAAGACACCGCAUGUCUCCUUUUCCUCUGACAUCUAUGGACAAAGCCUUUAUCACAGUCCUGGAGAUGACUCCGGUGCUUGGGACAGAAAUCAUCAACUACCGAGAUGGAAUGGGGCGAGUCCUUGCUCAAGAUGUAUAUGCAAAAGACAACCUACCCCCUUUCCCAGCAUCAGUAAAAGAUGGCUAUGCUGUCCGAGCUGCUGAUGGCCCAGGAGAUCGUUUCAUCAUUGGAGAAUCCCAAGCUGGUGAACAGCCGACCCAGACAGUAAUGCCAGGACAAGUCAUGCGGGUUACAACAGGUGCUCCAAUCCCCUGUGGUGCUGAUGCAGUAGUACAAGUGGAAGAUACUGAACUUAUCAGGGAAUCCGAUGAUGGCACUGAGGAGCUUGAAGUACGAAUUCUGGUGCAAGCUCGGCCAGGCCAAGAUAUCAGACCCAUUGGCCAUGACAUUAAAAGAGGGGAAUGCGUUUUGGCCAAAGGAACCCACAUGGGCCCCUCAGAGAUUGGUCUUCUGGCAACUGUAGGUGUUACAGAGGUUGAAGUUAAUAAGUUUCCGGUGGUUGCAGUCAUGUCAACAGGGAAUGAGUUGCUAAAUCCUGAAGACGACCUCUUACCAGGAAAGAUUCGAGACAGCAAUCGUUCAACCCUCUUAGCAACAAUUCAGGAACAUGGUUACCCCACAAUCAACUUGGGAAUUGUGGGAGACAACCCAGAUGACUUACUCAAUGCCUUGAAUGAGGGUAUCAGUCGUGCUGAUGUCAUCAUCACAUCAGGGGGUGUGUCCAUGGGGGAAAAGGACUAUCUCAAGCAGGUGCUGGACAUUGAUCUUCAUGCCCAGAUCCAUUUUGGCAGGGUUUUUAUGAAACCAGGCCUGCCAACAACAUUUGCAACUUUGGAUAUUGAUGGUGUAAGAAAAAUAAUCUUUGCACUACCAGGGAAUCCUGUGUCAGCCGUGGUCACCUGCAAUCUCUUUGUUGUGCCUGCACUGAGAAAGAUGCAAGGCAUCUUGGAUCCUCGGCCAACCAUCAUCAAAGCCAGGUUAUCAUGUGAUGUAAAGCUGGAUCCUCGCCCAGAAUACCAUCGGUGUAUACUGACUUGGCAUCACCAAGAACCACUCCCUUGGGCACAGAGUACAGGUAAUCAGAUGAGCAGCCGUCUGAUGAGCAUGCGCAGCGCCAACGGAUUAUUGAUGCUUCCUCCAAAGACAGAGCAGUACGUGGAGCUCCACAAGGGCGAGGUGGUGGACGUCAUGGUCAUCGGACGGCUAUGAUGGUCACCAGUGGGAGAAAGCUUUGAUGCAUGUCCACAUAUCAUUGACUGUAUCCUGUAAUAUGCAACGGCACAGCUAGUUUUUCUGAUUUGGAUAAAAGUUGAUCUGUAUAGUCAACAUCUUGAACUAUAUUUCAAAAGAAUUUAAAUACCUUUUAAAGAAAAAAACACCUAAAAAUAAAUCUUAACAGACAACUCUAUUCUGAUUAUAUCAAAGCAAAUUUUUCCUUUCUUGCAAAUUGCUUUGUGUGUUCAAUGCUAGGUCUGAUAGCGAUAGCUUUUAGUAGACAGCAGUAGGUGCCUGCAGAACUUGUGUUUUUCUCAUCUUUAAAAUACAACUACUUAUGCUCUUAAAUCAAGGCUGUCUGCUUAUUUAUACUAGCGUAGGCAACACUUGGAUUUCCCUUCUUAGUAUGCUUCAUAACUGCUUUCCAGAGAGCUUCCGCUUGUUCUUGACCAUGUAUCGUGUUUAUGUGCACAGUGCCAAGCAGAGAGUGAUGGGUGGCGGCCCUGCCCUGCCUGCAGGAGAGCCAGCCCCGCAGAGCGUCGGGGGAGCGGCUCUCAUCCCAGUAGCCUCGUGGCACAGUACUCUUGGGCAGUAACUGGAUACCUUUUAUUUGAACAAACAAACUGGGGGGGAAAAUGCUUCCUUAAGUGCUGACAGCCUUUUUAACCAAUACAUUUAAAAUUGUACAGAACAAAAAAUAAAAUCAAAGACUGAUCUUGUACAGAUAUUAGUGUUACCAGCAUUCAUGUGGAAAUCAAGAGCAAAGACAAAACAAUGUUAAACAACUCUGUACCAUAACAUUUUCUGUAAUGAUACUGAAACUUAAUGAAUAAAAAAAAUCCUUGGUCAUUAUUUAAAAUCC